AUCAGCAUUGAGCAAAAGAAAAAUAAAAACCCAAAAAACAACAACAACGACGACAAUUUUUUAAAGUCAUUUAAGCAUAAGCAUCUCUGGUUGAUCUGUAUUGAUCUCUGAAGUUAUUUUAAUCACCAUCAUCAUGUCUGGUCGCGGAAAAGGUGGUAAAGUCAAAUCGAAAGCUAAAUCACGUUCAUCGCGUGCUGGCCUGCAAUUUCCCGUUGGUCGAAUACAUCGUUUACUUCGUAAAGGUAAUUAUGCCGAACGUGUUGGUGCCGGUGCACCAGUUUAUCUUGCAGCUGUAUUGGAAUAUUUAGCUGCCGAAGUAUUAGAAUUGGCCGGUAAUGCUGCAAGAGAUAAUAAAAAGACACGUAUCAUUCCACGUCAUUUACAAUUGGCCAUUCGUAACGAUGAAGAAUUGAAUAAACUAUUGAGCGGUGUUACUAUCGCACAAGGUGGUGUACUACCAAACAUUCAGGCUGUAUUGUUGCCGAAGAAAACGGAAAAAACUGCUUAGAAUUCAUACAUAAUCUCAUCAUUAUAAUGACAACAAUCACAGACAGACAUGUGACUUAUACAAAAUUUUGUAAAUCAGAAUCUCUUGUGUUGCAAUUGCAAUUUGUAAAAUUCAUUUCAUUUCAUUUAAUUAAUAAAUCAUAAACAAACGCA
This is a messenger RNA of Dermatophagoides farinae (American house dust mite), 660 nucleotides long. RefSeq names its product histone H2A. Lineage: Eukaryota; Metazoa; Arthropoda; Arachnida; Sarcoptiformes; Pyroglyphidae. The record is from RefSeq and is a predicted model, not a curated record. Gene Ontology annotation, molecular function: structural constituent of chromatin; protein heterodimerization activity; DNA binding. Gene Ontology annotation, cellular component: nucleosome.